Molecule: messenger RNA, 2289 nt
Organism: Gregarina niphandrodes
Lineage: Eukaryota; Apicomplexa; Conoidasida; Eugregarinorida; Gregarinidae
Product: putative transmembrane protein
Exons: 1
Coding region: 1-2289 (762 amino acids)
Source: RefSeq, a predicted model, not a curated record
AUGUUGGCAGGGUCGCCGGUGCAUCACCGGCCGUUGAACCCAUUUGAUGAUAUGGUGUCCCAAGCGAUCUUGACGCGGCGACCGGGCAGCAGUCCACCGAACCAGCGUCCUGGUUGCGCGAGUUCGUCGUUCAAGCGGACAGCGGUGAGUGGCGACGCGUUGUUGAAGGUGCGUAAGACACUGAUGGGCGAUCACCCGGGGAACCACCCGGGGAACCACCCGGGGAACUACCCGGGGAACUACCCGGGGAACCACCGAGGUGAUGACGUGGGAGCGGAGGAGUAUUCGACGCUUGGUCGUGAGACUGGUGGUGAGCGAGAAGGUGUGCGAGAAGGUGUGCAAACGGUGAGCAAGACCAGCCGGGUGCGGAACGGUCGGUUGCGAAGACCGGGGGCAAGGAAGGCUGGCGAGAGUCUGGGUCGCCGUUGGGCGGUAAUGGCGCGACAUCCGGUAGUUUUGUUGAAUUAUUUCCGGGUGGUUGUCUGGUUACCAAUUUUAGUCUUCGUGAUAAUGCGUGCAGCACAAGGCCCAGACUGGCGCCACAACGAGUACCAGGUUCAUGAAGAUGGCUCUAGUCGUACGCUGCUUUCGCUUUCUGCCGUGGAGCGCGUCAUUCGUACUCAGGGCCUCCAGGGGGCCGCUACCGUGCAUGAACUGCCCAUUCCAUACAGUGCCGUUCUCGGCCGUAGCAGCUACUGUGACACGGAACGGCACAUGGAGCGCGCUAAGUCGCUUCUGGGUGAAGAUAACUAUCUCGACAUUGCCCGUGUUAAUCGCGAUCGUGCCUACAGACUCGCCGUCUACGACAUAUUGUAUGGCCCCACCUUCCGAGAUGUAGACUGCAGAUACAUACCCGCGCUUCGAACCGCUGGCCUUUGGGUACGGAUACUACUCCACUUCGCACUCUUCUUCCUCCUCGUCGAAUGGUUCAUCUCUCUCUGCCACAUUGUUUCCAAGCCCUUCCGCGAAAACGGGAACGCCGCCUACGAGUUCGCCACGGCGCCCGUGGAGGAACCCUCGCACGAUGAACUCAGGUGCGAUCGAGCGUUGACUAGCAGCGUGUUGACCAGCCAGGCCUUACCUAACCGUGUCUUGUCGAAUGAUACGGGUACAACGAACAAAGUACCUGACUUACUCCUGCCCAAGCAACGCGCGACUCACUCGCAGUCCAUGAGUCCAGGUCGCAGUCGUCGACUGUCAACAAAUGCGGGACUGGGCCACCCGAUGAUCGGGGGCCACCCGAUGAUCGGGGGCCACCCCAUGGUUGGUGGUGUGACCGGACAACCCGCUGGAUAUUCCACGGCCGCACUUCCGACGGGACGAAGAGGUACUUCGGUUCUGAACCAAGUGGCCACCACUACCGACACGCAGGGACCUUUGGCUUCUGGCGAGGAGCCGUCCAGCCAGCUGACAUCGGACUUGAUGGUUUCCGACCCGUUGUGCCUGGUCGCCGAUCCAGUGAUGGGCCGGGCGGGUGCCGGAGAUUCUCAAGAGGCUGGCCCUGAAUCACAGCGUGCACCAGACGUUCAGUGUGGUCUCCACGACCACGGACUGGACUGUGGCCUGGACGCGGGUGGGUCUCAUGAAGCAGAGUUGGACGACUCGGGGUUGGCAUUGCCAUCGUUUCUGAUGCCGUCGGAGGAGUGGAUCCCGAUUGAUAUGCAGGGCAGUCAAUCAGUGUCCGCAGGUGGUGGUCUGUGUGGAGGAGUUAUUUCGCGAGCUGGACAACGAAAGUGUCCGCGAGGGAAGCGGUGCAAGAGCGCGGCACAGAUAACGGUUUUGGGCGAGAACACAUUGGAGCGAGUGGCUUCUCGGACUUGGUGGAGGCCGCUGCAUGCUUUGUUGCCGCUGUUACACAUUGAAGUAAAGAAGGGUAACCGGCGCCAGUACUGCUUCGUCAGUCUACUAGAAGGCACUACCACGCUGCUUUCGCUCCUCUCCACUCUAUCUGUGCUUAGCGCUCUUGCUCUCUGGAGCGCCCGUACGGGUCAACCUGCCUGUCUAGACGCUAACGCCGAAUUGCACACGUGUGUGCACGGUAGCACACACACACUUGGUGCCUUCAGUCUCAUCCUCGCAGCCGCCAGCCUAACCUGUCACGUCUUCAGCGCACCCGCCUGCCAAGUUCUCGAACGCUGUGUCAACUCCUCCGUCGACGCCCGCGCCCUUGGUCCAGACAGACUCGGUCGAGACGCACUCGGUCGAGACGCCAAUCAAAAGCCCAACAUUUGCCGGGUCGAGACAUCCAGAUCCGCCCGCGACCGCCACAGCUUGCCACCUGGCCUUUAG